Thalassophryne amazonica is the source of this 1036-nucleotide messenger RNA. Its product is annotated as syntaxin-12-like. Gene Ontology annotation, molecular function: SNAP receptor activity; SNARE binding. Gene Ontology annotation, biological process: vesicle-mediated transport; vesicle fusion; intracellular protein transport. The transcript is spliced from 11 exons. The record is from RefSeq and is a predicted model, not a curated record. NCBI's taxonomy places the organism in Eukaryota, Metazoa, Chordata, Actinopteri, Batrachoidiformes, Batrachoididae. Gene Ontology annotation, cellular component: SNARE complex; postsynaptic recycling endosome; synaptic vesicle. The coding region runs from base 176 to 976 and encodes 266 amino acids.
UACGCACACCCUUUGCUGUCACGUGAGUCUCGGAAACAACACAAGCUUUGGUGAAUCUGUACUUGACGUCAGCUUUGGGGCCUCGAUACCCUUCGGAGCGUCACGAACAAAUAUUUUGGGUUACGAUACAACGCAUAGACCGCUGUCCCAACCAGUGUGACGACCUGCAGCCAAGAUGUCCUACACAGAUGCCACCUGGUCCCAGUCUCGGGACUUCAAUAAUUUAAUCCAGAUAUGCAGCUCCAACACACAAAAGAUUACUCAAAACACUGGCCAGAUCAGAAAUCUCUUGUCUCAGACGGGGUCAAAGUGGGAAAUGCCAGAGCUACAAGAGAGGCUACAGCAUCUCCAGCACUACACAAACCAGUUGGCUAAAGAAACCAACAGACACUUGAAAGAGCUGGGCUCACUCCCCCUACCCCUGUCCCCGUCGGAACAGAGACAGCAAAAGCUCCAGAAGGAGCGUUUGAUGAAUGAUUUUUCUACAGCCCUCAAUAACUUCCAAGUGGUUCAGCGGCAUGCAGCUGAGAAAGAGAAGGAGUCAGUUGCCAGGGUUCGAGCUGGAUCCCGACUCACGGGCGAUGGAGGCAUUGUGAGUGAACAGCUGGUUACAUUUGAAAAGGAAGAUGACUGGGUUAAGAGUCAGAUUCAGACUGAGGAACCUGUCAUCACUGAGGAGGAUCUGGAGAUCAUCAAGGAGAGAGAGACGAACAUUAGACAGCUGGAGGCCGACAUUAUGGAUGUGAACCAAAUAUUCAAAGACCUGGCUGUGAUGAUCCAUGACCAAGGAGAGAUGAUUGAUAGCAUUGAGGCCAACGUUGAGAGUGCAGAGGUCCAUGUGGAGAGAGGCACUACCCAGCUCCAGAAAGCAGCCCAUUACUCGAGGAAGUCUCGUAAAAGGAUGUGCAUCCUGGCUGUGGUGCUGUCACUCGUGGUUGUCAUCAUCAUCAUCAUCGUGUAUUUUUCCAACAAAUGAGAAGCGGCGCCCAACGAGAACUUCAACCAGACUACCCAUGUGUUUGUGACUAAGAAGAUG